GAUUCGAUUCAAGAAAAAAAAAAUUCCACUUAUUACAUCGUAUCGUAAAAAAAUAUAUACGUCGUGUAAUCGUCAUCGUUGUGGCUAUUAAUCGUCGUUGUACUAUUAAGUCACAAAAAAAUAAAAAAAUAAAUAAAUUUUCUUUAAAUUGAUAAAUUGACGAUAAGAUAUAAAGUAUUCCUUGAUAUUAUCAUCAAAUUUUGUUGUCAUUGAUAAGAUGAUCAAGAAAUAGUGAUGUAUGAUUAUUCGUAUGUGUAUGAUUUAUUGCUUUUCUUUUAACUGUUUGUUUUUUUGUUGUUGUUGUUGUUACGGACCGAUCCAAACUGGCAAAAUUAUUAUCAGCUAUAGCUAUUGAUUUUAAAUCGAUGAUUAUUUCGUUGAUUAUUUCGGUAUUUCAAAUCUAAUAGUACAUAAUAUUAUCAAUGAAUUAACCACCACAUAUAUUUAUUUCUUUUUUUAUCAUGUUGAAAUUUUAAAUCAUGAUCAAAUCGUGAUCGAAAAAAAAAUCAAUACUUUUUUUCCCAUUUUUCUUCCAUUAUAUAUGUGACGCAUUUUUUUGUUCAUUGAUCAAUAUUGAUUGAUUGACAACGACCACAAUACAUGCAUGUACACUGGAUUUCAAUCAUAAUUUCAAAAUGGAAUCAACAGCCAUAGCUUACCAGAGCCGAAUUGUUAAUCUGUGAUCGAAUCUAAUUUUUUUUUUUUUUUUUUGAAUUAAAGUUUCAACUGUAGCCCCCUGUGUAACAUCAUUUUCGAAAAUUUUUCAUUUCUAUCAUCUGAUCAUCACUUUUUUUCUCCAAUAACACCAAUUGUAUAGUUGUACGAUAUGUUGCGAAUUCCAAUCGGAAUUCAUUGCUUUAUUCAUGAACGUUUUCGAUCAUUAAACAUCUAUAGAUCUCUUGUACUAUUAUUAACAUAUCUAGCAUAUGCUAGUUAUCAUCUAAGUCGUCGUCCAUUCAGUAUUGUUAAAAGUGUUCUUACUUGUACAGACAAUAAUAAUCAUACAUCGAAUAAUUGUGGUUGGCCACCAUUCAAUCAACAUGAUUCUGAAACAUUACUUGGAUUAUUGGAUUCAGCAUUUUUAUUUGCUUAUGCAUUUGGAAUGUUUUUCUCCGGUUUUCUUGCCGAACGUUGUAAUUUACGAUAUUUCCUAGCAAUGGGAAUGUUAUUGAGUGGUUUACUCAACUAUACAAUCGGUUUAGCUUUUUAUUAUAAUAUACAUUCAUUAUCAUUUUUUAUCAUUUUUCAAAUUCUUUCUGGCAUACUUCAAACAACUGGAUGGCCAGCUGUUGUCACUUGUAUUGGCCAUUGGUUUAGUAAAUCAUCACGUGGUGUUCUUUUCGGUAUUUGGAAUUCACAUACAAAUGUUGGCAACAUUCUUGGAGCAAUUGUUGCUGGUGCUUUUGUUGAUUAUAAUUGGGGACUAAGUUUUAUGAUACCCGGCCUGAUUAUUGGUUUAGCCGGAUUUUUAAUCUUUUUAUUUCUUGUUCCUCGCCCUGAAGAUGUUGGAAUCCCAUCGGCUAUAAUACAUGGACCAUCAUCAAAUCAUUUAAUAAUCAGCGAUCAACAAUAUCCAUCUGAAUCGAUAUUUCAAUCAUCCGAAGAUUCCGGUGUUUAUGGUCAUAAUAAUAAUAGUGUUGGUAACAGUGACAGUCAUAAUCAUCGACGAAUUAUUCGUAAUAAUGAUAUUGAAUCCUCACAGAAUAUGGAAGAGGAUAGUCCAUUACUUUGUUCAUUGGAUGAUAGUGCCAUAAAUGUUCAUAUACCGGAAAAGAAUGCCAUAUCAUUUUUUCAGGCAUUAAAAAUUCCUGGUGUAAUUGAAUUUUCUAUAUGUCUAUUUUUUGCCAAAUUGGUUAGCUAUACAUUUCUAUUUUGGUUACCAUUUUAUAUUAAUUAUUCAAUGCAUAGUUCAUCAUCAAAUUCAGCUUUUCUUUCCGCUUUUUUUGAUCUUGGUGGUAUUAUUGGUGGUAUUUUAGCCGGAUUUAUUGUCGAUCGUUAUGGUGCUAGUGCUAUUACCUGUGUUGGAAUGCUCAGUAUGGCUAUACCAUCGCUAUUAUUAUAUUACAACUAUGGUAAUACAUCAAACAUGAUGAACAUUAUAUUGCAAAUAAUAACCGGCACAUUUGUUAAUGGACCAUAUGCAUUGAUAACAACGGCCGUAUCGGCUGAACUUGGUACAAAAGUUAAAUCAAGUCAAGCAUUGGCUACAGUUACUGCUAUUAUCGAUGGUACCGGUUCAAUGGGCGCUGCUAUUGGACCAUUAUUAAGUGGACCAUUAGCCCGAAUAGGUUGGAGCUAUGUAUUCGUUAUGGUCAUCAUAUCCGAUACGUUAGCAUUAUUAUCAUUGUUACGAAUUGCACGACAAGAAUAUUUACGUUUACGUGCAAAUUAAUCAAUCAAUUAAUCAAUAGACGAUAAUAAUUUUUUUCAAACUAUCGAUAUAUUUUGAAUAUAUUAUAUA
Molecule: messenger RNA, 2461 nt
Organism: Dermatophagoides farinae (American house dust mite)
Lineage: Eukaryota; Metazoa; Arthropoda; Arachnida; Sarcoptiformes; Pyroglyphidae
Source: RefSeq, a predicted model, not a curated record